CAGUCCAACAUACAUAAACACAAAACACAACAAUUUUUGACUCUUUUUGUUUAUGCAACAGUUCUCACAACACAACUCAAUGAAGUUUCAAACCAUUGUUGCAGAACAUAGAUUAAGAUGCUGAAUGAAAUUUACAUUUGAGGAGUAUCUUCAUUGCAUUUUGAAGAGUAGGUCAGGAAUUCACAAGUGUCCAUCUUUAUUGAUUUCUGAAGCAAACCCACCUUUGCAAAAUUUUCACAUAUCUCAGAGAUUUCUUGGUUUUCAUUGUUUUGCAUACCAUCAAAGUUAAUACUACUGGCAGUUAUCACCAAAGAAAGAAUCUAGAUCCAGAAUCCUCAUAAUUCAAUCAAGAUAGUUUGUGUUGUGCUGUGGUAUUUAAGAUGCCCUUAACCUAGAUUUCGAGCAAUUAAGUAGAAUCUUGAAGUUGAAACCUAUUCUCUUUUUCAACUAUGACUAUGGAUGAAGUGGACAAUAGCUCUGAGUGGAGCUGGGAGCAAGACAAGGCAUUUGAAAAUGCCUUGGUGACGUAUCCUGAGGAUGAUUCGGAUCGAUGGGAGAAGAUUGCGGUCGAUGUACCGGGGAAGACUAUGGAAGAAAUUAAGCAGCAUUAUGAGCUCUUGGUUGAUGAUAUUGGCCAGAUUGAAGCUGGUUGUGUGCCUUUACCAUCGUAUAAUUCUUCUUCGGAGGGUUCAACAAGUCAUGCUAGCGAUGAAGGAGUUGGGGGGAAGAAGGGUGGUCACAAUGGCCACAAAAACGAUGAGUCUAACCAUGGAACUAAGGGCUCAAGAUCUGAUCAAGAACGACGAAAGGGCAUUGCUUGGACUGAGGAAGAACACAGGUUAUUUCUUCUGGGCCUGGACAAGUACGGAAAAGGCGACUGGCGAAGCAUUUCAAGAAACUUUGUUGUAACCCGAACACCAACACAAGUAGCAAGCCAUGCGCAAAAAUACUUCAUUCGACUGAACUCGAUGAACAAAGACAGAAGACGAUCGAGCAUACAUGACAUUACAAGCGUUAACAACGGAGAUGUUUCAACGCCUCAAGGACCCAUCACCGGUCAAACGAACGGUUCAUCUGGAAAUUCUGCUGGCAAAUCAGUCAAACAAGCUGUUCCAUCGACAACCGGGCUACCAGGUGCAGGAAUGUAUGCCGCCCCUACCAUUGGACAACCGAUAGGAGGACCUUUAGUAUCUGCUGUUGGCACCCCUGUGAAUCUCUCCGCACCUCCUCACAUGGCUUAUGGUAUUCGAGCACCAGUUCCCGGUACAGUUGUGUCCGGUGCACCAGUGAACAUGGUCCCUAUGACAUACCCUAUGCCUCAUCAUACUUCUGCUCCUCACAGGUAAAGUGGUAAAGUGCUGUUUAGAGACCUAAUGUACAAAAGAUAGAAGACUUAGAUUGGCUGCUGCAGUGGAUGUGAUUCUUUUGCUAGACUAUAUCUUUUUUAUUUAUUUGCAUGCAUGCAUGGAUUUUAUUCUUAUCAAGUCAUUUGAAUAAUAAACUAUAUCAGGGAGAUUUUGAAUGUAUGUUUCAUUACAGGCUGCCAUGAAAUGUGACAGCCUUGUGACAUAGGAACCAUAUGAGUAUGGUUGUUUUGUAGACUUUUGAAUUGCUAUUUUGUUAAACUGCGUUCAGAGGAAGGUUCUAUGGAUUUAUUAAACUGUAAAUUAUUGUUGCAUGGUCCUGGUUUUUUUUUUAUAAGA
Medicago truncatula (barrel medic) is the source of this 1703-nucleotide messenger RNA. Its product is annotated as transcription factor SRM1. NCBI's taxonomy places the organism in Eukaryota, Viridiplantae, Streptophyta, Magnoliopsida, Fabales, Fabaceae. The transcript has 5 exons. The coding region runs from base 450 to 1346 and encodes 298 amino acids. The record is from RefSeq and is a predicted model, not a curated record. Gene Ontology annotation, molecular function: DNA binding.